CGGGACGGCCCGGUCAUGGCGGCGGGCCGCGGGUGGAGGCGGCGGGCGCUGCGGCUGCUCACGGCGGGCGGCGGCGUCCUGCUCACCCGCUUCCCCUUCUGGCACUGCUUCAGCGGGCUCCUGCUCUGCGCGGAGCGCGCCGACCUGCGCCGGAAGCCGGACAUCCCGGUGCCCUACCUGUACGUGGACAUGGGCGUGGCCGUGCUCUGCGCCAGCUUCAUGUCCUUCGGCGUCAAGCGGCGCUGGUUCGCCCUGGGGGCCGCGCUGCAGCUGGCGGUGGCCACCUACGCCGCCCACGUCGGGGGCCACGUGCACUACGGCGACUGGCUCAAGGUGAGGAUGUACUCGCGCACCAUCGCCAUCAUCGGCGGCUUCCUGAUCCUGGCCAGCGGCGCCGGGGAGCUGUACCGGCAGAAACCCCGCAGCCGCUCCCUGCAGUCCACGGGCCAGGUGUUCCUGGGCAUCUACCUCAUCUGCCAGGCCUACUCCCUGCAGCACAGCACCGAGGACCGCCUGGCCUACCUGGACCACCUGCUGGGGGGCGAGCUGGCCCUGCAGCUGCUCUUCCUGCUCUACGGGCUGCUGGCCCUGGCCUUCCUGUCGGGCUACUACGUGCGGGCGGCGGCGCAGGUGCUGGCCGUGCUGCUGCCGCUGGCCAUCCUGCUCAUCGACGGCAACCUGGGCUACUGGCACGCCCUGCGCCGCGUCGAGUUCUGGAACCAGAUGAAGCUCAUCGGCCAAAACGUCGGCAUCUUCGGGGCCGUGGUCAUCCUGGCCACCGACGGAUGAGGGGGAACGGGGGUAAAGGGUGGGGGGGUUUU
Messenger RNA from Vidua chalybeata, 821 nucleotides. It is a transcript of the gene TMEM101, whose product is annotated as transmembrane protein 101. The record is from RefSeq and is a predicted model, not a curated record. Gene Ontology annotation, biological process: positive regulation of canonical NF-kappaB signal transduction. The transcript has 4 exons. Lineage: Eukaryota; Metazoa; Chordata; Aves; Passeriformes; Viduidae. The coding region runs from base 16 to 789 and encodes 257 amino acids.